GUACGCUGCAAGCAAAACCCUACCCUGCCUUUUGUUUUCCUCCAUCACCCCCAGCGUGGUAGCGUGCGCUUAACACCCCGCCUUCGACGACUGCGCCGCCCGUCGCUGCCGCAGCCGUCCUACUUCGGCCCCUUACUUCGCCCCCUUCGUCGGCGACGAGCAACACCAGUUUGUGGAUAAAGGGUCUUUAAGUCUUCAUAUGAAAUUAUCCUUUUGGUAGGCAGCUGAAGGAUAAUAACUAUCAUGGAUGCUACUGCAACAGAUCUGCAAAGGGCUGAGGAAUUUAAACUUAAGGCGAAUGAUGCCUUCAAGGCAAACAAGUUCUCUCAGGCUAUAGAGCUUUACAGUCAAGCCAUUGAGCUGAAUAGUUCGAAUGCAGUUUACUGGGCAAACCGUGCAUUUGCACACACAAAAUUAGAGGAAUACGGAAGUGCUGUGCAGGAUGCUACGAAAGCCAUCGAAAUUGAUCCUAGAUAUUCAAAAGGUUAUUAUAGACGUGGCGCAGCGUAUCUUGCCAUGGGAAAGUUCAAGGAAGCCCUAAAGGAUUUUCAGCAGGUUAAAAAAAUCUGUCCGAAUGAUCCAGACGCUACAAGAAAGUUGAAAGAGUGUGAGAAAGCUGUCCAAAAAAUCCGUUUUGAAGAAGCAAUUUCUGUUGGAGAUGCUGAGAGGGGCUCCGUGGCAGACUCCAUCGACUACCAUAUCAUAGAAGUAGAGCCACACUACGCGGGACCAAGAAUUGAUGGCGAAGAAAUAACGAUAGAUUUUGUCAAAGCAAUGUUGGAUGAAUUUAAGAAGCAGAAAUGCAUACAUAAAAGAUAUGCUUAUCAGAUUGUUCUAAAAACCUUGGAUUUGCUACGUUCGAUGCCUUCCCUUGUUGAUGUGAAUGUUCCAAACGGUGGGCAUUUUACAGUUUGCGGUGAUGUGCAUGGUCAGUACUUUGAUUUGCUCAACAUAUUUGACCUCAAUGGGCUUCCCUCAGAAGAAAAUCCUUACCUCUUCAAUGGUGAUUUUGUGGACAGAGGAUCUUUCUCUGUUGAAGUCAUACUCACGCUUUUUGCUUUCAAGUGCCUCUAUCCAAAAGCUAUGUACCUUGCAAGAGGAAAUCAUGAAAGCAAGAGCAUGAACAAAAUAUAUGGCUUUGAGGGGGAAGUGAGGUCAAAACUGGGCGAAAAGUUUGUUGAACUUUUUGCUGAAGUCUUUUGUUGGUUACCUCUUGCGCAUGUCAUCAACAACAAGGUCUUUGUGGUUCAUGGAGGGCUAUUUAGUGUUGAUGGGGUGAAACUUUCAGACAUCAGGUCCAUUGAUCGUUUCUGUGAACCACCUGAAGAAGGUCUAAUGUGUGAACUACUAUGGAGUGACCCUCAGCCUCAGCUUGGAAGAGGUCCAAGCAAACGUGGUGUUGCUCUUUCCUUUGGCGCAGAUGUGACUAAGAAGUUUCUACAGGAAAAUAACCUGGAUCUUAUUGUCCGGUCCCAUGAAGUAAAGGAUGAAGGCCAUGAAAUUGAACAUGAUGGGAAGCUUAUAACAGUCUUCUCUGCGCCUAAUUACUGUGACCAGAUGGGCAACAAGGGUGCAUUUAUUCGCUUCACAGCUCCAGAAAUGAAACCAGAUAUUGUUACUUUCUCAGCUGUGCCACACCCUGAUGUGAGGCCGAUGGCGUAUGCAAAUAACUUCCUCAGGAUGUUUCAAUGACAGAAUAUAGCAACCUUGUCUAGCAAUUUUUAUCAGAUGAGUCUAUUGUUUGUCAGCUCCCAACACAUUUCUUGCUAGGUUCAAGUGUAUGCUCUGUACAACAAAUCAAGUGAUGUAAGGGAUUCAAUUGUCGAUUUACUGGGACGUUGCAUCAAUUUUUGUGCUCGAGUUGUCAUUCUUGUAACCAUCAGUAAACAGCCUUAGAUCAUUAGAUUCUAGUUUACUUGUAAAAUUGCUAAAUCGUCAUUUCCUUUAUUUAUUUAUCAGCUAAGUUAUACACAUGUUUAGUGCUUCUAUCAAAUUAUUAUGUGUGUGCCUCA
Messenger RNA from Sorghum bicolor (sorghum), 2012 nucleotides. Its product is annotated as serine/threonine-protein phosphatase 5. The transcript is spliced from 13 exons. The record is from RefSeq and is a predicted model, not a curated record. Lineage: Eukaryota; Viridiplantae; Streptophyta; Magnoliopsida; Poales; Poaceae. The coding region runs from base 244 to 1692 and encodes 482 amino acids. Gene Ontology annotation, molecular function: protein serine/threonine phosphatase activity; protein binding. Gene Ontology annotation, cellular component: cytosol; nucleus.